UUUUUUUUUUUUUUAUUUAAAGACGUUUUUUUUACCGAAUCUCUUCUUUGAAUCUCUUCUUUGAAUAAUCAUAAUGACCUACAGCAUUGUUGAUAUUCGUAGAACCGAAAUAUCCAAAAUCUGGCUUAAAAAUUCAAUUAUUAAUGGACUUAAUCAAUCAACGAAAUCCAUUCCAACUAUCGUACUUUAUGAUGAGCUCGGUUUGCAAUAUUUUGAGAAAAUUACUUAUCUUAAAGAAUAUUACCUAACGGAUGCUGAAAUUGAUAUUUUGAAGAAUAAAGCUGACCGAAUUAGUGAUUAUAUACCUGAGGGUAGUUUUGUUAUUGAAUUGGGUUCAGGUGCGUUACGGAAGACAAAACUUAUUCUCGAUGCUAUUGAAAAACAGAAGAAAAAUGUCACUUAUUAUGCGCUCGAUCUUAUGGAAGACGAACUCAAAAGGUCGCUGUCGGCGUUGGGAGAAUAUCAAUAUAUUAAGCUUGUGGGACUUUGGGGGACAUAUGAUGAUGGAAUAGUCUAUACUGCAAAUUUCCCUGAGGACUCACACAAAACUAUAUUGUGGAUGGGCUCUUCAAUUGGAAAUUAUAAUAGGGAUGAAGCUGCAAAUUUUGUUAAAACUAUUCAAGAUAAAGCUAUGAAUCCAGGGGAUUUACUUCUAGUUGGAGUUGACAGACGAAAUAAUCCUGAUAAAAUUACUAUCGCAUAUAAUGAUCCAAGUAGAACUACUGAAGGAUUCAUAAUGAAUGGAUUGAAUCACAUUAAUGCUAUUUUUAAUCAACCUAUAAUUGAUCGUAAUAAUUUCGAAUAUUUUGCAAAAUAUAACGAUAGUCUUGGUAGGCAUGAGGCUUAUUAUAAGAUUAAGAAUGAUACCGCGUUAGAAUUCGAGGCAUCCGAUGAUAACCCUAAGAUAGAAAUUAAAUUAAAAAAAGACGAACUUAUUAACAUAGAAUAUUCAUACAAGUACAGUAAAGCUGAAAUUAGUGAUAUAUUCGAUUUUAGUUUUCUAUCAUAUGUGGAAAGUUGGCCAGAUUCCCAAUCAUGCUAUGACAUCCAUUUAGUCUUUAAACCACCUUUUUACUUUAAAAAAAAAUCUGAUUCAUAUGAAUCAGUACCUACGAUUGAAGAAUGGAAAGAACUUUGGAAAUCUACGGACACAUUGAUGAAUAUGGCUGAUUCAAUUUACGAUAAACCUAUCGAAUAUAGACAUCCAUUUAUUUUUUAUAUUGGGCAUAUUCCUGCAUUUCUUGAUAUUCAUCUUGCACGAUAUUUUAAACAAGAUGUUACUGAACCUCAUAAUUUUGCUACGAUUUUUGAGCGGGGUAUUGAUCCCGAUAUAGAUGAUCCUGAUAUAAAUGAUCCAAAAAAAUGUAACCCACAUUCAAUUGUUCCAGAUAAUUGGCCGGACUUAAAUUCCGUUUUAUCUUUCCGUGAUACAGUGCGUCAAAGACUUAUGGCUGUUUAUAAUGAUCAAAAAAUCAUACCAAGAUCUCUAGGUCGUGUUUUAUGGAUGACAUUUGAACACGAAGUUAUGCACGUAGAAACAUUUCUAUAUAUGUUAAUUCAAUAUAAAAAUGUUAGACUGCCAAAAGGUGUCAUUAUACCUCGAUGGAAACCAUCGUAUGAUCAAGUACCAAAAGCCGAUUUAAUAACGAUUCCAACACAAACCGUUACACUCGGACAUGAUGAUGAUGAAUGUGCAGACGAUACUGAUCCAUUAAGCCUCCCAUUUGGAUGGGACAAUGAGCGACCUUCUAGAAAAGUUACAGUUCAAUCCUUUAAGAUUCAAUCACGCCCUGUUACAAAUGGUGAAUAUCUUUAUUUUAUGAAGACAACAAUUAACAAGGGAUAUCCUUCUUCAUGGAUUCCUGUCGACCCUUCUUUGUUUCAUUAUAAAGUUCGCACUAUUUUUGGACCUGUAGACAUGAAUGUUGCUGUGAAUUGGCCUGUAAUGUUGAGUCAAGAACAAGCAUGCCGUUAUGCUGAAUGGACAAGGAUGAGACUUCCUACUGAAGAAGAAUUGAGAUGUUUUUACGAUUUACAUAAACGCCCAGAUUUUGAGUCGAACGUUGGAUUUUCUUAUUGGCAUCCUACUGAUGUUCCUCAUGAUAAAAAUGUUCAAACUUUGGGAUCUGGUUGGGAGUGGACUUCUACUGAAUGGAAUACAUAUCCUGGAUUUGAAAAAAGCAAAUUAUAUCCUGGGUACUCUUCGGAUUUUUUUGAUGGUAAACAUGCAGUAAUUUUGGGAGGAUCAUGGGCUACACAUCCGAAAAUUAUUCGUCGAUCUUUCAGAAAUUGGUACCAACGAGGAUAUCCUUUUGUAUUCUGUAGCGUCAGAUUAUGUCUAUAAAAUAAAUUGGUUGUGAAACUUGUGAAUACAAGAAGAAAUUUUUAUAAAUAAAAUAUUUUUAUUACAAACUAAAAAAAAAUUUUAACGCUCACCCCAGGUGAAAAUCACCUGGUCAUAUGAUUUUUAAAAUUUAUACAUAUAAAGUAAAACUGAUUUUUUAAUAAAUUAUAUUAACUAAAUUUCUUUACUUUAUUAAAGCAUUAUAAAAUUUGAUAGUUAAAAUGUUGACCAAAAUGGUGAA
Molecule: messenger RNA, 2585 nt
Organism: Rhizophagus irregularis DAOM 181602=DAOM 197198
Lineage: Eukaryota; Fungi; Glomeromycota; Glomeromycetes; Glomerales; Glomeraceae
Source: RefSeq, a predicted model, not a curated record